AUGGAUGGGAACUGGUUUCCGGCUCUGGAGUCAGACGAUGGUGUGGGGUGGUGUGAGGGGCUGUGGCAAAGGGUGGGGAUCUUCCCCUGUCUCACGCAGCUCUGGGAGGUCCUGCAGAGCCAGUGGAAGAAGGUGCAGCAUGGGAUGAGGUUGGGGAGAGCCCGGUUGGAGGAGCGGAGUGGUGAGUGGCCCCACCAGCCAGCACCCGGCCAACGGCCGGCACCCCAUGGCAGCCCUGAGCUCACUCCAUCCUCUCCAUCCACAGCUUCUCCACCAGGGGAUGGAGGAGGAGAGAACUCCAGGGACAGUGUGGAGGUGUCAAGCAGGGAGGGCCCAUCCCCGGGGGCCCCACAGGCCUCCCUGGACUCCGUGUCCUCCCCCGGCAGCCCCCCAGCCGUGGCCACAGGCAAGGGGGACCUGAUGCUGGAGCUCCUCCACGCUCUCCAGGCCCAACAGGAGGUGAUGAAGAAGUGCUGUGAGAUGCUGCAAGCAGAGCUGGCCCAGCAGCAAGGGACAACAGGGACCCGUGAUGGGACACCCCCCAGGGAGCCCUCCCAUCCCCUGGGCAGGAUGGAGACACGGGAGCAGCCGGGGGCCAGAAUGAAGCCCCCACACCUUGGAGCAGAGGACAUGGACAAGGCUGAAGAUGGGGACCUGGGGAGGAGCAGUGGUGUAGGGCCUGGCAGGAGCCCCAUGGAGCUGGAGAGCAGGGACAAGGAGAUGCUGGGCCGGCCCCGGGACCUGCCCGCGGCCAAAUGGGGCAGCCCAGGGUUUAUUAAAGCGCAUCAAGGCUGCCCAGUGUCACCCGUGUCCUGGGGACGGGGCUGCCCGUGGGUGUGA
Messenger RNA from Calidris pugnax (ruff), 840 nucleotides. RefSeq lists its product as uncharacterized. NCBI's taxonomy places the organism in Eukaryota, Metazoa, Chordata, Aves, Charadriiformes, Scolopacidae. The transcript is spliced from 2 exons. The coding region runs from base 1 to 840 and encodes 279 amino acids. The record is from RefSeq and is a predicted model, not a curated record.